Messenger RNA from Hymenoscyphus albidus, 1583 nucleotides. The record is from the annotation of a GenBank genome assembly. Lineage: Eukaryota; Fungi; Ascomycota; Leotiomycetes; Helotiales; Helotiaceae.
CCCGACUCAAUUGCAACCCUGUGGGGAUUUUUCUGCCAAAUAUGGAUCCAAAUAUGGAUCAGCAGAUGAUGAUGGACUACGCCAUGGAGGGUUACAGUACCAAGGAAGCUUUCGAGGCAUUCGCGUCGGGUGAAUUUCCAGAAGGUUACCGUGGUUUCGGGGCUCUCGAUGGUUAGUAGCACGAUGCUCUUGCGUCUCGACUCCUUCCCAUUGGCUAACUCACAUUGAGAACUUACAGGAUCAUCACGUCGUCCCCGUCGCAAGCCGAAGAAGCGAGGAAUUCCACCAAAUAAAACAAAGGCAGGGGGCGCAAACGUGGACGAGGAGGGCUGGGAGUCUGACGACGGAGAUGACUAUGAUAGCGACGAUGAUGAAAUGGAAUUCUAUCCCGAGAAAGACGACGCAGCACAUGGAAAGUACUUAAAUGACGGCCUUGAUCACGACGUCGAGGAGGCCUGGAGAAGUGGUGCAUUGCAGGAUAUGUUUGCUCAGAUGUUUGGUGAAGAUAUGCCGGGCAAGGCAAUUGAUUAUGAUUCUGCAGAGUACAGUAUGUCUGCUUUGCUUCGUGUGCCCUCAACGUGGAUUUGUUACUAACAGCGUUUCGCUCUAGAGUCCAAAUCUAUGAGCGAGAAAGCUCAAAUUGGAAUGAAAGCAUACAAUGAAGACCACUCGGACGUAAUGGCGCUUCAAGCUUUGGAUCCCUCUUGGAAUAGAAAAAUGCACGAGGCCAUUGCCGCUGGACGCAAGACCGAAUUUUUACGGGCAGAGAAUGCAAAAGCAGCAUUGCAAAUCACGACUCAGAGAGCGAGAUUCAGAAAAGAAUUCCCCGAAUUGGCAAGGGAGCUGGAUAAAAUAAAAGCUCCAGCCUCAGUUCCACAGACAAAUACCGACUCCGCAGUCUGCUCUCUGUGCAAUACUGGCGAAGAUAAACUAACAGAGAAGUUGAAGAUCUGCUCCAAAUGCAAGACCACUCGUUACUGCUCGGCUGAAUGCCAAAGAGCAGAUUGGAAGGCACAUAAGCUCACGUGCGGCAAAACUCCAGCCUAAUUCACUUUAAAGCGUAUGGAACUCUAUCAUGACUAGUGUCCCGGCGUUUUCUGGGAUUUUCUAGCCACGGUGUCUCUGAAAGCAUAUUUCAGAUUAGAACGCACCUCAAUAUGCAUGUCGGUUCCAUGCUGAGAAGCUGCUCAACAAAUAGGAAGAGGAAAAUAUUCGAUUUCUGCCGUCCUGGUAGGGCGGGAAGGCAAAAGCAAGGCGUGCGAUUCGAGCACGAUUGCUUCCAAGAGCGUCAUUGAGGAGUCUGAUUCUAUCCAUGGAAGCGAAAGUUCUUUGGCUCAAUAUGUCUGGGAUCCCGCGCAAGAUAUACGUGAUACAAGUGUCGGAUAUUGGGUGACCCCGUGAGUUUCCAUGAUCUCCUGGGCUAACCUCGAAGUCGUUCGAAUCUUGAAAACGAGCAUAAAAUACUGCAAGAUCUUAGAUAGGAAUGAGCUCUGUUCUUGCACAACUCGGCGAGCUGUGUGUAUCUAGAACCCCUAUGUACAAUAUUGCACCUUCACACAUUUUUCUAAUUCCUGUUAGGUGGA